Messenger RNA from Cariama cristata (Red-legged seriema), 1240 nucleotides. RefSeq names its product WD repeat and FYVE domain containing 2 (gene WDFY2). Gene Ontology annotation, molecular function: metal ion binding; protein binding. NCBI's taxonomy places the organism in Eukaryota, Metazoa, Chordata, Aves, Cariamiformes, Cariamidae. The record is from RefSeq and is a predicted model, not a curated record. The transcript has 8 exons. The annotation marks the transcript as partial.
UUUACUCAGGGAGACUGCACUAUUAAUAUGAACAGAUUUGAUGUGGAAACCCGGCACGUGUUCGUUGGUGAUCAUUCUGGACAAGUGACCAUACUCAAACUAGAGCAAGAGUCCUGCAGCCUUGUUACAACAUUUAAGGGACACACAGGUGGUGUCACUGCUCUGUGUUGGGACCCAAUACAGCGAGUUUUAUUCUCGGGCAGUUCUGAUCAUUCCAUUAUAAUGUGGGAUAUUGGAGGAAGAAAAGGAACAGCCAUCGAGCUGCAAGGACAUAACGAUAAAGUUCAGUCUCUCUCCUAUGCUCACCACACUCGGCAGCUCAUCUCCUGUGGUGCGGAUGGGGGAAUCGUUGUCUGGAACAUGGAUGUUGAGAGGCAGGAGACCCCUGAGUGGUUGGACAGUGACUCCUGUCAAAAAUGUGACCAGCCUUUCUUCUGGAACUUCAAGCAAAUGUGGGACAGUAAGAAAAUAGGCCUCAGGCAGCAUCACUGCCGGAAGUGUGGGAAAGCCGUGUGCGGCAAAUGCAGCUCCAAGCGCUCCUCUAUCCCGCUGAUGGGGUUCGAGUUUGAAGUGAGGGUCUGCGAUAGCUGUCACGAGUCCAUAACGGAUGAAGAGAGGGCGCCCACAGCUACUUUCCACGACAGUAAGCACAACAUCGUUCACGUACAUUUUGAUGCCACCAGGGGAUGGCUGUUGACCUCGGGAACAGACAAGGUUAUUAAGUUGUGGGAUAUGACACCAGUAGUGUCUUGAUGGUACAUCAGUGGAACUUGAAAGGUGGUAUUUACGGAAGAAACAGAUUUCCUAACCCUAAUCAUACUGCAGAAGAUAGAUAACGCUGGGCACAUAUGGCAGAUGAGAAAGGAACUAAUGCGUUUACAACAGUUUUACAUCCUCUGCUUGUUCAAGGCUGAACAUUUGCACGAAGACUCUUUCCACUUAUUCUCAAAAUAUACAAGAAGGUAUUUUUUUAACUAAUGGUUUGUACGAUCUGACUUCGGUUGUCUUGAGUUUGUUUGGAAAAUCCAUGUGCGGUGCAAUUUUUAGUUUUUAUAUUUCACUAUGUCAAGAUACUUGCUGCUUUGUACAGAGGGUUCUUGGGUUGUGUCUUACCAUGUGAGUUUUCGGUAUCAAAAUACUCUGUAAGGCAAUCGGCUCUCCCCACAGCGGGUACCUAUUGAUUUGGGAUGUUUCUGCUGACCAUGCUCUCUCCAGUGAAGGAACUCCAGGCACGGCGUUG